ACUAACACCCACACCCACUCCCACACCCACUCCCACACCCACAUCCACACCCACACUCACACUAACACCCACACCCACUCCCACACCCACACCCACUCCCACACCAACACUCACACUCACACCCACACCCACUCCCACACCAACACCAACACCCACUCCCACACCCACACUCACACCCACACCCACUCCCACACCAACACCAACACCCACACCCACUCCCACACCAACACUCACACCCACAACCACUCCCACACACACACCCACACUCACUCUCACACCCACACCCAUUCCCACACCAACACUCACACCCACACCCACUCCCACACCCACACACACACCCACACCCACACUCACUCUCACACCCACUCCCACACCCACACCCACUCCCACACCAGCACUCACACCCACACCCACUCCCACACC
Messenger RNA from Oncorhynchus kisutch (coho salmon), 423 nucleotides. RefSeq lists its product as uncharacterized. The annotation marks the transcript as partial. The record is from RefSeq and is a predicted model, not a curated record. The transcript has a single exon. NCBI's taxonomy places the organism in Eukaryota, Metazoa, Chordata, Actinopteri, Salmoniformes, Salmonidae.